CAGAACCUGUUGCACCACGUAUGGACUUGAUUCCAUCUCUGGUUGUUGAUGGUUUUGCUGUCAGUGCCGUUUCUUAUACUAUUUCUUAUUCACUUGCCCAGAUAUUUGCAAAAAAACAUAAAUAUGUUGUUGAUGCUAAUCAGGAACUUUUAGCUAUAGGCUCUGCCAACUUGUUCUCGUCUUUUUUUGCGUGUUUUCCUUGUGCUGCUGCUUUAUCACGUAGUCUGGUACAGGAAAAGUCAGGAGGGAAAACCCAGCUGGUUAGCCUGGUUUCUUGUGUCCUUAUGGUAGUAAUCCUGUUAGUGUUAGGGCCAUUGUUCUACCAUUUACCAAAGUGCAUUCUAUCAUGUGUUAUUCUGGUAGCCUUGAAAGGGAUGUUUGUACAGGUCCUAGAGCUGAAGAGAGUUUGGAAUGUUUCAAAGAUUGAUGGUAUGAUAUGGCUUAUGGCAUUUCUUUCCAUUGUGAUCUUAGACAUUGACUAUGGGCUUAUUUUGGGGGUGGUAUUUUCCAUUCUCACUGUUGUUUAUAGAUCUUUUGUUCCGUAUCAAGGGGUACUUGCUAACUUGCCUGACACAGAGAUUUAUGUAGACAAGGAAAACUUUCAUAGUGCCCAAGAGAUACUGGGGAUUAAGAUAUUCUGCUUUGGUGGACCACUUUACUUCAUGAACAAAUCUAUUUUCACGGAAGGAUUAAAGAAAGUAAUAGAUAAUGAUAGAAUUGCCAAAAACAAUAGAAAAGAAGGGAAUAUAGAAGAGGAUCAGAAUAACACAGAAUCUCUGAAUCCAAUUCAUCAUUUGAUUAUUGACUGUUCAUCAUUUUCUUACAUUGACCUUUCAGGAGUGGAUACUUUACUUGAGUUAACCAAAGAAAUGAAAGAGAAAGACAUUACAGUCUAUCUAGCAGGAUGUACAGUUCAAGUCUACAAAAUGCUGCAAAAGACAAAAUUUCUUGUGAAAAUUCCUCAACCAUCUGUUUUUCCAACUGUACACGAUGCUGUAAAGUAUGCCCAGCAGACAUUAACCAGAGAUGUUAGUAUUAAUGUGGUAUGACAACAACUGAGAUUACAGUUGAUACACUGACAUAGCUUAGAACAAUGUUUUUGUAGAAGUUAGUUUACAUGAUACACCAAGUGUAUCUGAGUGUUCAACAACUAAAGGCGUAUACAUAAUUAUUAAUCAAUUGAUAAUUCUUCCCUUAUAACCGCCAUGCUAUUUACUUUUACACACAUUUUAUUGUUUAGUCUUUCUACUUUUUUUUUCUUUUUAAAGUGGAAAAUUGUUAUUAUAAUGGGAUAUGUCUAUGUUAUGGUAGAAUAUUUUUGAGCUAGUCAAGCUAAAUUUAGUACUUACAGAAAGAAACUAUGAUGUUUCAAAAAAUUCAAUGCAUGAUGACUAGGUACAGUUUUAAUUAAAAUGAUAAACUUCAAACAGCAAUCAGAGGAUAAAAUAAAUGUAACUCUUAACCUAAAAACUGCUAAAAUAAUCACCUGAAUUCUGAAAUAAUUCUACCAAAGAAUUGCUACAAUAUUUUCUUAGACCAAAAUAAAGAGCAACAUUUCCAUGUUUAUAAGUAAAAUUAAUUAGAAUCUCUUUAUCUGUUUUAUGUAUAGAAGUAAAAUGAAUUAGAACCUUUUAAAAAAACUAUCAGCCAAUCAUGAAAGAUUUAAGGUGGUAAACUCAUUAAGCUUUAAGUUUUCUUGCUCUCUCUCUCUCAGUCCAUAUAUGUUGUCCUUUAAACUCUGAUUUUUGAGAUGUGAUAUGUAUCACACUGCUAAACUGAGUUUUGGUGUGAGUAAACAUUCAGAGGAGCUAGUAAGUUUCAUAAACAAGGAUUUUUGCACUGAAAUAUUUUUUUGUACAGAGAAAAAAUUUCCUAUUUUCUAAUUAUUCAAUUAUGAAUUCUUUGAAGUGAAAAAUUGAAUAGAUGCAGUUUAAUUUCAGCAUUGUACUAAUUAUAAUAAUUGAGAAUCCAGUGAGAAAACUUGAUUUUUAAAGUUCAAGAUCUGAAGACAUAGUUCAUACAGUGUCUGACAUUGCAUUGUGUGAUAAUAUUUCUGCAGAUGUUAGUCUGCAGAAAGCCAAUUAACUUUAUAACAGUAUUUUCAAAGAAUAUCUGAGUUGUUCAUUUAACAUUUUAUAAUGAGAUUUUAAAAGUGCAUGUCUAAAACAUGUGAAACUAAAAAUGCCUUGUUUAUAUACAAGUUAAGUAUUUAUGGGUAACCAUGUAAUUGUACUCUAGAUUUGAUCAACAGCAUUGCUAAAUUGUGAGGGCUUAGAAUCUAAGGAUUAUUUCUCAUUUUUGUUUUUAAUAUGUGAUAUAUUUUGUUGAUUGAAAUAUAUGGAAGUUGUUUUUAAUUAGUUCAUCAGUAUUAUUUAAUUUUUGAGUAGUGUUUAAAAAAAACUGUUGAAUUACACAGUUGAGAUUGAAGGAUUUAUCUAUUAAGAAGUUUUUCCUGCCCAGGGGUUACUCAGGAGUUGGGAAAAAAAUCAAUAUAUUUAUGUGACUAUUAUGAAUAAUGUCUGCAUAAAUGUGUUAAAGUUUUUUGUUUUAGUAUUUGUAUAUUAUAAAAUAGAUGAAGACUGUAUUUUUAUGGUAUUAAGAAGACUGUAUUUGUAUUCUUUGUUUUUGUCAUUUAAAAAAAACAAAAUAAAAGAUAUAUGGCUGA
Messenger RNA from Limulus polyphemus (Atlantic horseshoe crab), 2665 nucleotides. Its product is annotated as solute carrier family 26 member 6-like. Lineage: Eukaryota; Metazoa; Arthropoda; Merostomata; Xiphosura; Limulidae. Gene Ontology annotation, biological process: transmembrane transport. Gene Ontology annotation, molecular function: chloride transmembrane transporter activity; sulfate transmembrane transporter activity; oxalate transmembrane transporter activity. The transcript is spliced from 10 exons. The record is from RefSeq and is a predicted model, not a curated record. The coding region runs from base 21 to 1049 and encodes 342 amino acids. Gene Ontology annotation, cellular component: membrane.